This is a messenger RNA of Saccostrea echinata, 2209 nucleotides long. RefSeq names its product zinc finger protein 501-like. The record is from RefSeq and is a predicted model, not a curated record. The transcript is spliced from 3 exons. The coding region runs from base 1 to 1545 and encodes 514 amino acids. Lineage: Eukaryota; Metazoa; Mollusca; Bivalvia; Ostreida; Ostreidae. Gene Ontology annotation, biological process: negative regulation of transcription by RNA polymerase II; regulation of immune system process; regulation of cytokine production.
AUGUCAGAUAAUUUGGUCAAGAAGUCAGAGGUCAGGUUCUGGCAUACAACUUGUUCUGAAUAUCCAGUAUCUGAUGUUGAAUCUACUGAAAAGAAGCAGACCUUUGAGAAUUCACAGCCUGUAAAUGAGGGGGAAAAUCAACAGCAGCAAAAUAUGAAGGGGGAAAUGGUAGCAUUUUCAUCCAGAUUACAGACUCAAAGUGAUGCUGAAAAGUUAAAAAACUGUUAUGAUAAUCAAAAAGAGAAAUUAAAAAGACAGAUCAAUAUAUAUGUGAGAAAAAAAUCCCAGGAAUGUAACAUUUGUAUGAAAACUUUCAAAUAUACAUGUUAUUUAAAGACACACAUGAGGACACAUACAGGUGAUAAACCUUACAAAUGUGACAUUUGUGAGAAGGCGUUCAACCAAUUAGGUAACUUACAGACACAUAUGAGGAUACAUACAGGUGAUAAACCUUAUAAAUGUGAUGUGUGUGAAAAGGCAUUCACUGUAUCAGGACACUUAAAGAAACACAUGAGGACACAUACUGGUGGGAAACCUCAAUGUGAUGUGUGUGGGAGAUCAUUCUUUGAUUCAGGUAGCUUACGGAAACACAUAAAGACACAUACUGGUCAAAAACCUUAUAAGUGUGAUUUGUGUCAAAGAGCAUAUUCUGAAAAAACAUACUUAAAUAGACACAUGAAAAUGCACACAGGUGUUACACCUUAUAAAUGUCAAGUAUGUGGAAAGGCCUCUUCUACACCAGGAAACCUACAAGUACACAUGAGGAUACAUACUGGAGAAAAACCUUUUCAAUGCGAUGUUUGUGGAAUGGCCUUCACUCUAUCACAUGCAUUACAGAAUCACACGAGGAUACAUACAGGUGAUAAACCUUAUAAAUGUGAGGUAUGUGGGCAAACAUUCAGGCAGUCAGGUACCUUGCAAAGACACAUGUUAACACAUAGAGAUGAUAAGAAUUGUAAUCUUUGUGGGAAGGCAUUCAACAAAAGAAGCUUUCAAAGACACUUAAGGAUGCAUACUGAUGAACCUUAUAAAUGUGAUGUGUGUGGAAAGGCAUUCAAGCAAAUACCUAAGUUAAAGAGACAUAUGAUAACACAUACGGGUGAUAAAUCUUACAAAUGUGAUUUAUGUGGGAAGGAUUCUGCUUCAUCUGAUGACUUAAAGAAACACCUGAGGACACAUACAGGUGAUAAACCUUAUAAAUGUAAAGUGUGUUUGAAGGCAUUCAACCAAUCAGGAAACUUUAAGAAACACAUGAGGACACAUACAGGUGAUAAACCUUAUAAAUGUAGUUUGUGUUUGAAGGCAUUCAACCAAUUAUGUAACUUCAAGAGACACAUGAGGACACAUACAGGUGAUAAACCUUAUAAAUGUGAUUUGUGUGGGCGGGCAUUUACACAGUUAGGUAGCUUACAGAGACAUUUGAGGAUACACACAGGUGAGAACCUUUAUGAAUGUGAAUUGUGCAAGAAGGCUUACACGUCAUUGUUUAACUUACAAAGACACAGAACACAUACAGAAGUCUGUGGGAAUGUUUUUGCUAUAUGAGAAAGUAAGAGGUCAGUGGGAAGCUGUUUGCUAAAUCUGGAAACUUGGAGAAGAAAUACGUGUAGAAAAACGCAAAUGAAAAAUUCAAAGUGAAAAAUACCAAUUGUGAUGUGUAUAGAUAGUUUUUAAUGUCCAAGUAUACUAAGGGAAACAUAAAGGUUGAAAGCCACAUACUUGUAAUGCAUGUAAGAAAUCAGUUUAAGAUUCACAAGUGGAUAAGCAUCAAACAAAAUGUGAUUUGUUUCAGAUAGGUUAUAGGUAAACUGAUAGAAGAGAAAGCUUACCGAUUUUGCACUUAAAUGAAUGUAAAGAAUGUAUGAAAAUGUUAAAACCAACGAAAAGUUUAUAUGUGCAGGAAUUUGUUACAUGGAAUUGGUCGAACAAACCAGAGAAAAUACCAUCAUGGGCAAUUCUUGUCUGCAUAGUAGUUCUUUACUAUUGUAGAAAACCCGGUAUUCACAAAGAUCACGCUUCAAACAUGUGGGAUAUCUUCCAUAAAAUUAAUUGACUAUUUCCAUUCAUGAUUUCUUAAAAGCUCUAAUUUUGUACUGAAAAUGCACAUUCAUCAAGUUCAUGAUGAAUGAAUAAGUGUUAAAUUAGCUUCUUGUAUUUGGUUUAUGUUUGACGUAAAUGAGUUGAUUUAUAUUCUGUACAGUUUGUUGUC